AUGUCGGAGACUUCUUGUAGUGUCAACCCUCUGCAGAGGUUUUCAACUCUAACGAAUAAUAAUGGUAACGUUCCUAGAGUUCCAUAUGGGAAUGAGAGUUUGAUUAGUAGUAAUGCUCGGAAUGAUUCCACAGAAAGGUCCUUCUUUAAUGGGAAUUCUGCAAUGAAUUCUAACAUAUCACCGUCGUUUAUGCCUUUACCUCAAAGUAGAUCUACAACCACCAAUGAUGUUCAAAAUUUGUCUUAUAUGCAGACACAUAAUAACGGCAAUCGUGAAGAGUUAGAUUUGCCUGAUUUGUCAAAAGUGCAGAUACACGACCCAAUGGAGUUUAGUGAUGAAUAUAAGAAAUUUUACGGUAAUUAUGAAGCUACAAAUAUACAACCAAAUCAUAGACCUACGAUACAAAGGUUUCCUCAAUAUGAGAUGAAUAGGUCGUCAUUACAGAUGGUAGAAUCAGCACCAAUAAUGAUACGGCAGUUUCAAGAUCCGCAACAUUCUGUAAAUAUUAAUGAUAAUGGCUAUGGUGGUACAAGUUUUCCAGAGUUAAAUGACGUACAAAUUCAUACAAUAGAUCAUGAAUUGGAUAUAAUUGAACAUGGAUUAACUAGGGGGCCAUCUCUCAUGAACCAUAGUCAACCACAGUCACGGGCAGCCUUUGAUGGAGAACAGAUACAUUUCAAAGAAGUUGCAGCAAGUAUAGUCGAGGUAGUAACACCAGAAACAUCGCGUUCAUCCUCACCAGUAAAUAGUAAGCUGAAUGGCUCUAAAUUUAUGCAAUUGAUGAAGAAAGUAAGUGCUGGAUCAGUGACAUUACGUAGAGAUUCUCCGGAGUUAUUCACUCCCGAUACUGACGAAGUAGUAGGAAACGAAUAUUUCCCAGUUUACGAUCAUCCCAAAUAA
Molecule: messenger RNA, 900 nt
Organism: Maudiozyma saulgeensis
Lineage: Eukaryota; Fungi; Ascomycota; Saccharomycetes; Saccharomycetales; Saccharomycetaceae
Source: the annotation of a GenBank genome assembly